Vicia villosa (hairy vetch) is the source of this 1170-nucleotide messenger RNA. RefSeq lists its product as uncharacterized. Gene Ontology annotation, biological process: meristem maintenance; meristem development. The record is from RefSeq and is a predicted model, not a curated record. Bases 1 to 1170 code for a protein of 389 amino acids. The transcript has a single exon. Lineage: Eukaryota; Viridiplantae; Streptophyta; Magnoliopsida; Fabales; Fabaceae.
AUGGUUGACAACAUGAUAGAAGCUAAAGAAGAACUCAUGGUUUCACCAUCAUCCGCUUGUGAAAACAAAACUCUAGGAACUCCACAUUUUUCCAAAUCUUCUAUCCAAGACUCUCAUUUUCUUCCAACCCAUUUUUCUAUUUCCUCUAAAACUAUCACCAAUUUUCCACAAGAAAUAAGAUACAAUGGAUGGAGACCACCCACAAAAGAAUGGAAAACAUGGGUCAAAAAGUUACAACCAAAGUUCGAGCAUUUAUGGAUACAAACUGGAAUAUACGGUGCAAUCAAAGCUUCUACAUAUGAAAUCAAAAGGGAUGAUGAGUUGAUUCUUGAACUUGCUAAUAGAUGGUGUUCGAAAAGAAAUAUGUUUGUUUUUCCUUGGGGAGAAUCAACAUUAACAUUGGAAGACACAAAUAUUUGUUUUGGUUACCCUUUUUUAGGUUGUUCUAUUUCUAACCCUCUUAUGAACAGUGAACAAGUAAAAGUAGAAGAGGAGUUAAUGGAAGCAAGAACAAUGUUUAACGGUUCUAAAGCUAAAAAAGUGAAUCAAAGGGCAUGGAUGAUGUAUUUUAUGGAGAGUGAAAGCAAAGUGGAGCAUGAAGCUUUUCUGAUUUAUUGGUUAUCAAGGUUUGUUUUUCCUGCAAACUCUUAUGAUACGAUUUCGAAAAGUGUCUUGCCUAUUGCAAUACUUUUAGCUCAUGGAAAUCGAGUAGCUCUUGCACCAGCUGUUUUAUCUAGUAUUUAUAUGGAUUUGAGUUUACUUAAUAGCGUCAUUACAAAAAAGGACACAACCACCUUGAACAGUUUAAGAAUAACUAUUUGGUCACCUUUUCAAUUGGUUCAAAUAUGGGCUUUAGAGAGGUUUUUAGCUCUUAAACCUCACCCUUAUACAAUAGGUCAUGGUUUACCAAAGGUGGCAAGAUGGGGUGGAGUUAAAGUAUUGAAUUGUAAAAACUUGAAAAAGGACUUGGAUAUUGCAGGAUUUAUAAAUGGUUUUCUGUGGCAACCGUAUGAGAAUUCGCCAUCUGUUGAGAUUUAUAAUCAAAAAGAUAUGUGGAAAUGUUAUAAUCCUUGGUGGAAGAAAUCAAAAUCAAGCGAGGAAAGAGAUAACAAGAGAGUGAAGGUUGAGCAACAUGAACUGAAAGGUUCUAAUGAAGAGAGCCAUUUUUAA